UAGUAACUGACACAAAUACUUAAGCUUAGCUCUUCCCCAGCAGCUAAGUGAGACCGCAGCUCCAUCCAUGGUUGAGUCUCACCGUUGCACCAGCGUCGCCUCCGAGCUGGAGGGCACACUCCUCGUCUCCGGCGGCCUCUUCCCCUACUUCCUCCUCGUCGCGCUCGAGGCCGGCGGCCCGCUCAGGGCCGCCAUCCUGCUCAUCGUGUAUCCUCUCGUCGCCCUGCUCGGCGCCGUCUUCUCCGACGACCUCCCUCUCCUCGUCAUGACCUUCGUGUCUACCUGCGGCCUCGGCGCCAGCGACGUGACGGCGGUGGCAAGGGCCACGCUGCCCAGGUUCUUCCUGGCAGACGUCCGGGGAAGCGCGUUCCGGGCCUUAGCGCGCCACCCUGGCGAAAAGUACGUCGUGACGCGCCUGCCGAGGCUCAUGGCAGAACCGUUCGUGAAGGAGUACCUCGACGCCGACGUCCGCGUCGUCGGGAAGGAGCUGGUGGUGGUUGGGAGGCGGUUCUCCGGCACGGUGGCCUCGCCGGGCGUCGCGGCUGGCGAUCGGAGCCUGGGAGCUCUGGUGGCAUUUCUCGGGCGCGACCGGAUCAUCGACGUCGGGCCCGGCUCCGGCUCUGCCGGAGACCGGAAGCCGGCGUUCUUGCAUGUAUGCCAGGAGCGCCGCGUGGUGUCCACGCCGGAGAAGGCGACGACGACGCUUCUGCCGAGGAGCGAGUACCCCCGGCCGCUGGUUUUCCACGACGGCCGCCUCGUCUGCCGGCCCGACCCGCUCGCCUGCCUCGCCAUUGUCUUGUGGCUCCCACUCGGCGUGCUCCUAUCAGUGACACGCCUCCUCCUCGGCUUCCUCCCCCACGGCGCCGGCCUCCUCCUCGCCGCGGCCACCGGCUUCCAGAUGAGAGCCGAGCUCGGCGACUCAACGACGGAGGCGGCGGAUCGCCGAGGCACACUGUACGCGUGCAACCACCAGACGCUGAUGGACCCGGUGAUCCUCUCGACGGUGCUGCGCCGGAAGGUGACCGCCGUGACGUACAGCCUCUCCAGCUUCUCGGAGCUGAUCGCGCCGAUAUCGACUGUCCGGCUGACACGCGACCGCGGCAGGGACCGUCAGAUCAUGCAGUCCGCGGUCGCGCGUGGCGACCUGGUGGUCUGCCCGGAGGGCACCACCUGCCGGGAGCCGUACCUCCUCCGGUUCAGCCCGCUGUUCGCCGAGAUCGCCGGCGAGGUCACGCCGGCCGCUGUCCGGGCUGGCGGCGCCAUGUUCCAAGGCUCGACGGUGCGAGGGCACAAGUGGCUGGACUCCGUCUUCUUCCUCAUGAACCCGACGCCGUGGUACGAGAUCCGGCUCCUCGCGCCGGUGGCUACCUGUGGCGGCGCCAGCGCGUCGAGCCGCGACGUGGCAAACAGCGUCCAGUGUAUGAUCGGAGACGAGCUUGGGUUCGAGUGCACCGGGCUGACGCGCAGGGACAAGUACCGGAUGAUCGCCGGCCACGACGGCGUCGAUGCGAGGUCAUCGUCGUCGUCGUCGUCGUAGCUGGAGCUUGAAUGAGUACGCAAGCAAUGCAUGCCGUGCAUCGCAGACGUACGUUUCUUACUGUUAUACCGUUACCAGCACUGAACGCGUGUUAUUUGUGAGAAAUCUUAGCUAUUUGGGAUUUGCAUUAUAUAUGCCGGUAUCCUGCAAUAUUAAAAUUUACUGAAACUCA
This is a messenger RNA of Phragmites australis (common reed), 1709 nucleotides long. Its product is annotated as glycerol-3-phosphate acyltransferase RAM2-like. Gene Ontology annotation, cellular component: membrane. The record is from RefSeq and is a predicted model, not a curated record. NCBI's taxonomy places the organism in Eukaryota, Viridiplantae, Streptophyta, Magnoliopsida, Poales, Poaceae. The transcript has a single exon. Bases 68 to 1537 code for a protein of 489 amino acids. Gene Ontology annotation, molecular function: phosphatase activity; glycerol-3-phosphate 2-O-acyltransferase activity. Gene Ontology annotation, biological process: cutin biosynthetic process.